AUGGCUUCAAUUUUGCGCAGUACAGAAUUAAUUGCCUACAAUUUAUUGGAAUUAUUGGUAAUUGGUAUUUUAGAAGUUUAUGUGUACACCAAGAAAUUUACAAUUACGAUAAAGUUCAAUUUCGUAUUCGACCUGACGUCAGACGAGGAAAUUGCUGAAAACAAUCAUUCCACUAAUGUUAAAAAUAAUGGACAGAUACGGACCAAGUUGAAUAAAGCUCGAACACUUUGGCGUAGUAGCGGGGGGGCUGUCGGUGGUCAACUAUCGUUAGAUAGUUCGACAUUGCCACCUGACGCCUCCCCACUAUCAGGAGGUGUUGGUAAUCAAGGCAGAUUAUCCAGAUGGUUUUCAUUGCGACGUGGUUCUACACAACAAUAUGAUAUUGGAUGCAAUAAUGAAUGUACCUACCAUCCUCCAUGUAUUUGUGGGAUGGAUUAUAAAUGUGGCAACAAUAAAAUGCCUUAUUUACCUGAGGUGGAAGAGGAUGCUGUUGUUCAUCAAUUUUCUGCUAGUUGCUUAUUGCAACAACGCAGACAAGUACCACCUUCAUUACCACCUCCCCCACAAAAUUUAACACCGAAUCAAUUGAAACGACGUAUGAUUGUUGCGGCGAUUGUUCAUAGUGAAAAUAAUUAUGUAGCGACCCUCCAAAGAUUAGUAAAUGAUUAUAAAAAACCGUUGGAAGAAAGUAGUCCACCUAUUUUAAGUGCAUCGAAAAUAUCAACACUCUUUCAUAGAUUACCAGAGAUAUUACAGUGCCAUACCUUAUUUCGUAUUGCAUUAGCUGAAAGUAUUCGUAAUUGGGAUCGUGAUGAACGUAUUGGAGAUGUUUUUAUUGCAUCAUUUUCAAAAGCAAUUGUUUUAGAUAUUUAUAGUGGUUUUAUAAAUAAUUUUUCAAUUGCUUUAGACUUAGCCAAAUUAGAAUCAAAACGUAAAUCAGCAUUAGCAGAUUUUUUAAAAGUAAAACAAAUUAGUUCACACGAUCGAUUAUCAUUUUUUGGUUUGAUGGUAAAACCUGUACAAAGAUUUCCACAAUUUAUAUUAUUUUUACAAGACUUAUUAAAACAUACACCCCAUGGCCACCAUGACAGAAUGUCGUUACAAUUAGCUUUAACACAACUUGAAUCAUUAGCGGAAAUGUUAAAUGAACGUAAACGUGAAUCUGAACAAUAUUUAGCAUUUAAGGAAAUGUUACGACAUAUUAGUGGAAAAUUCUCAAUACGACCAUUAUCGGAUGGUAAUCGUUAUUUACUUCGUGAGGAUAAUGUUACACAUUUGGAAUUUAACCAAAAUGGUAUGAUAACGAAAUCAAAACGACGUCGUUUAUUACUAUUAAACGAUCUAGUUGUAUGCGUUUCGGUAGCAGCAAAAACAUCAGAUGAGUUUAGUACAAGUGAACGUUUAACAUUAAAAUGGUCGUAUCCUGUAUCUGAUAUAGAAAUACAAGAUACAAGUACGUCUCCAACGCUAACACGUAUCUUAACAAGUGGUUUAAAUCGUAGUGCUAGUUUAAAAUCAAAUGGUAGUUCAUCAUCGUCAUCAAUUACUGCGAAUGAGUUAUCUGGUGUUGAUAAUAUUUGUACAGAAAUGAAUAAUUUAAUGCAUGAUUAUGAGGUGAUCAGUCGCAUAUCGGAUUUAGUAUCAACGUUAAAAGGUACAUACAAUUCGUUAACUGUGGAUAAUAUACGCAAAGUACUGCAUACAAUUCAAAGUUCCAUACAACAUAACGACGAAGAAAUCGCUUGGGUCGAUUCAUGUUGUUUACAAUUAGUAGCAAAAAUUAAAAAUGGUAAAGAAGAAGUGUUUACAUUUCAAACAGAAAAUCCAUCUGUGAAAAAGGAAUGGAUUACUGAAUUACGUUUGGCACAAUUAGCAUUAGAUCCAUCAAAUUCACCAGCAUGGGAAGUCCCAGAGCAGGAACAACGACCUUCAACGAAAAUGCCGUUAUUUGUUCAAGCACAACCUGUUUUUAAAUCACCACAUCAAACAGAGGUCCGAUGUGGAUGUUUCUUUUCGUUAAACAACACCAAUACACUUCAACAUAAUCGGCGUAAAAAUCGAACACGUAAUCAUUUAUGGAUUUGUACAACAAAUGGUGCUAGUAGUCAUAUCGCAAUAUUACAACAACAUAACCAACAAGCCGGGACGUUACGUGAAAUAGGGGCAUUCGAUUUAAUUGAAACACAAAUCACAAGUAUGGAAUUUGUAAAAGGUAUACCCGAAUACACAACCGAAACUAAUGAUACCGUCUGGUUGGGUACUGAUAGUCGUAAAUUGUUGUUAUAUUCAGCAAGUGAACCGGAUAAGAAGGAAAUAGACACUUGUACCGUACCCGCUAACAUUACAAAUAUCAAAUAUCACUGUGAUAGUGUAUUCGUGGCAUUAGAAAAUGGUUCAUUGUUAAUAUACCGACGUAAUUUUAAUGAUGGAAGUUGGUUACUUAAAGAUCCACAAUUUGUGGUCCUAGGAUCUCAUCCAGUAUCAUCCUUAUUACCAAUUAAUAUGUGUAUUUAUGCAGCGUGUGGUAAAAAAGUGUUUGUCCUCGAUAGUUUUAACGGUGAAAUUCAAAAGCAUUUUAGUGUUCAACAUGAAUCUGGUGGGAAUGUAAAUUUAAUGGCACAUUCUGGUAUAGGAUUAUGGAUUUCGUUAAAAAAUUCGAGUACUGUUUGUUUAUAUCAUACAGAAACCUUCAAACAUUUACAAGAUAUAAAUAUUGCAUCGAAUGUAAUGCGGAUUGUACGAAAUGCAGAUACGCAGAAUAAUUAUUUAUGUCGAGAAGUAAAUACGAAUAAUAGACCACCAAUUUUUGUGACUGCUUUAAUGGCUUGUAGGGGUUUGUUGUGGGUGGGAACAAAUGUUGGAAUAUGUUUAACAAUUCCUUUACCACGAUUGGAAGGUGUGCCGAUAAUAAGUGGACGCGUAAAUAUUUCGUAUCAUGCUCAUUUUGGACCAAUUUCAUUUUUAUUAGCUUUACAUCCAACAAAAACGUUUAACUUAAUUUCAACUACAACGGAGUUACCACCUAGUGAAGUCUCAACACCCGUAGUGGAUAAUAAAGAUAUCCCAGAUUCAGAAAAUACCAAAGAGAAUUUAGAUAAACAAAAUAACGAUAACUCCACGAAUCUAACAGCGAAGUUAAAACAUCAAUUAACCAGUAGUCCAGUUGUACUUCGACGUAGACGUUCGAAAGAUAACGAUUUAUCACGAUUAUCAAAAACAUUACCUAGAGGUUUAGGUUGUGGUGGAGCAAUUUUCUCCACUUCAACAACUUCGUCGCAAGGUUCUGGUGAUACGUGUGAUGUGUAUGGAUUAUACGGUGAUUUAAUGAAUAUCAAAGAUUACGAUGGCGAAGAUAGUAUGCUAACAGAUCCAGUUUAUGAAACACUAAGACGUAGUGACCCUGAAUUGGCAGCAAUACCAAAUAAAGUGAAUACUUUAGAUCGAAGGUUACGUAUGAAAGUGGGUCGGCCACGUUCGUUAGAUUUAUCAAAUUGGUCUGUAGAAUCUAGAUCAUCAUCAUUGUAUACAUCAUCUGGUUCAGAGGAAAAUGUUGGUGUUAAAAAUGGCGGGGGACGUAGUGUUUCUCGAACUAAUAGUAAUGCUAGUCGACAAGGUUGUCAGUUAAGUUUUACUGAUAGUAAUAGUGACAGUGUUGUACUCUCAAGUACAAGCACACCAGUGAAACAACAAGUUACUACUGUCAAAAUGGUUACGUCUGCACCGAGUGCUGAUGUUUCAAGACGUACUGUAAUUACAUUAAUGGGUGGUCGUGGAUAUGUAAAUUGGCGGCAUUCGUCGUUUAUCAGUGAUAAAGCAAAACAUUCGACAUCUUUAAAAGAACCAAACAGCAAUGACGCACAUAUUGUGAUAUGGGAAUUGAAAUUGUGAUUCAAGGAUUUAUAAAGAGAAAAGAAAAUUUUAUUAAUUUAAGUCUAUGCUCUUCUUAUUUGUUUAAGUAGUAAAUCAUUUUAUAUUUUAAAUAGAUGUUAGAGUUCCUUCAGUAAGAGGUAAAACAACAGUGCUCUUUCUUUUGGUUUAUCAUGACCCUAUCUAGUUUUCUGGACAGUUAUUUCUAACGACAUAAAGACGCGAAUUAAAAAUGUUGAAUUCAAUGCUUGAACAUGCCAUUGAGGCUUUUGUUCACCUCUUCGAAAACUAACAUAUCCCAAAUUUUCAGACAAAAUUUGAUGGAGGCCACCAUUUCCAUAAGGAAUGUGCGGAACUGAGAGAUACUUUGCAAAUCUCGCCGAUAAGUUGUUUGCAGCGCUAGUACUUGAUAAAACUAUUUUUAUAUUUCCAAUUCAUAAUUAUUUUAUAAUUCAAGUCCACGUCUGUGCCCAUUAUUAAUUUAUACCAGUUAGAAAGCAAAGUACGUUGGCUUAUCUUUAAUUAAAGAAACUCUAAAUGUAUGUAAUAUGCGAAAAUAUCUAAUUUUUAUAUAAUUAUUAUAUGAUAAUUAUUGAUUUAUAUUUGUAAAAAAAAUUUUUAAUUCAAUUAUUAAUAAGUGGAAGUAAUCUCACAAACAGCACAACUAAGUUAUUUAGCAAUUUUUGGACAGCUAUACAAAGGUGUAAAAAUUCUUAUGAAAUAUUCCUUAGUUUCUUAUACAAGGGUCGUGUAAUACCUAAAAUUUCCUUUAUCAACUAGUUAAAAUAAAAAUCUCAAAAAAUGUAGAAAAUGUUAA
Molecule: messenger RNA, 4684 nt
Organism: Chrysoperla carnea
Lineage: Eukaryota; Metazoa; Arthropoda; Insecta; Neuroptera; Chrysopidae
Product: rho guanine nucleotide exchange factor 10
Exons: 9
Coding region: 1-3888 (1295 amino acids)
Biological process (GO): actin cytoskeleton organization; positive regulation of stress fiber assembly
Molecular function (GO): protein binding; guanyl-nucleotide exchange factor activity
Source: RefSeq, a predicted model, not a curated record